GGCUCGCUUUGUUUUUCUUUGUUUAAUUCCGCUGGCGCGCUGCUCGGACUUCCAAAUGAGGCACAUGUGUGCUCUUCAGAGCUAAAACAGAACUGAAGAAGAAGAAAAAAAACUAAAAGUGACGAGGAGGAGUGUAGGUGACAGGUGUCUCAAUGGCCUGCGGGCCAUGGCUGUAAAUUGUUAGAAGGAAAUCGCAGAAGAAGAAUAAUAGCAGAGCACUUGAGCGAGAGAAGAGUUUUACACAGAACAUGAGCUCCGUCACAGAGGAUGACAUGGGCGAGAGAGUGGCACACAUUAAACAAGAGGAGUGCGAAUGGGGCACCCCGGGCGAUUUGUGCGUGAAGGCGGAGGACUUUGAAGGAACGGUUUCAGAGUUUCAAGAGGAGUUCAAGGUGGAGACCGUUGAAAUCAAAACCGAGGACGCUGGGGAUUUCUCGGUUUGCCUCGAACUGGAAAAGCACGAAACGGGGAAGAUUUUCAAGCCGAGUACUUCUGAACAAUCACAUUUUCGUUUUCAGCCUGAGCUCGGUAGCAUCAGACAACUGGCUCCACGGUGGAACUGCGUGGAACUGAAAAUGGAGAUACCCGAGUUGGAGGAGAAAUUCACUGAAGGAAAUGGAAGAGAAGCAGAAGAGCUGCAGUCAUCCAUGAAUUUACAGGACAAUGCCAGCUUUUCUACAUCUUCAUUUGCUCAGACAUCUCUUCAAUGCAGACUGCAACAGGAUAAAGAGAAGAUGAAGGAAUCAACAAGAGGAUCAGAGAAUUGGACAGCAGCCUCUUUGCAGUGCGGCUCUCUUCCUGUGUUAGAAGCCGUCAACAUUGGCCAGCAAGAAGGUCACAGCACAUAUCAAGUGGGCUUGUGUGCCGGCCAAGAGUGUGGAAAAACAUUCACCAGCAAAUCUGAGUGUAAAGAGCACAAGUUGAAUGAUGAGAUGCUGAAGCCAUAUUCCUGUUCUAAAUGUGGCAAACGAUUUUCUUUCAGCAGCGAUUUCAAAAGACACACAAGAAUCCACACUGGAGAAAGGCCAUAUGCCUGUUCUGAAUGUGACAAACGAUUCUCUUCCAGCAGCAACCUCCAAGCACAUAAAAAAAUCCACACUGGAGAAAAGCCCCAUUGCUGUUCCGAAUGUGGCAGAAGAUUCUCUUCCAUUAGCAAUCUCCAAACACAUAAAAGAAUCCACACUGGAGAAAAGCCAUUUUGUUGUUCCGAAUGUGGCAAAAAGUUCAUCGACAGCAGCACGCUUCAUAAGCACACAAGAGUUCAUACUGGCGAAAAGCCAUAUGGCUGUGUUGAAUGUGGCAAACGAUUUUCUUGCAGUAGCAAUCUCCAAACGCAUAAAAAAAUUCACACUGGAGAAAAGCCCUAUGGCUGUUCUGAAUGUGGCGAACGAUUUACUGACAGUCGUGGUCUCCAAACACAUAUAAGAACCCACACUGGAGAAAAGCCUUAUGGCUGUUUUGAGUGUGGCAAAAAAUUCACUGACCGUAGCAAUCUUCAAAGACACACAAGAGUCCAUACUGGAGAAAAGCCAUAUUGCUGUUCUGAAUGUGGGAAAAGAUUCUCUAGAAGUAGUGAACUCCGGAAACAUACAAAAAUCCACACUGGGGAGUAGCCCUAUGCCCGUGCUGAAUGUGGCAAAAGCUUAAUUGACAGUUUGGCUCUUCAUAAGCACACGCAAUUUCCUACUGGUUAUGGCUUCGGUAUUAUAGACUGGCCUCAGAACGAUUUACAUAAACUAGACAUAAAAACACUGAAUCCUCUACAUGCACACCAGUCAACAUACAAAAUCCUAAGAAUAUACCUUUCCCUGAUCUGAAGGAGGCAUUGGGCUCAUCAAAAUAGAUUAGCUAUACAGGGCUACAAUCAUUGGACUGCAGACUGCCAUGUACAGAAGGUACAUCAACAUGAAGCAAACCAGUUCAAAUCAGUUAUUAAUCUCCAUUAAAACAUUCAGAAGAAAUAUAGGCAUGACAGAUGUCCCCGCCUUGUGUGCAAACAGGAGCAGUGCAGCUUGCUAGACAGCAAAAUCAAGAAUAACAAAGGGGCUGACAAAUAGAAGAGGAGGAGCAACUGGAAAAACUACAGAUAUGGUGGAAAAUAUGCAAACCUUCUGCUCCACAUAGAUCAAGAGCUAACACAUAGAUGGAUGAGGAGCAAAGAGAUAAAAUCAAGGGAUGAGCACCUGAUAAUGGUCGGACACUACAGUGUCUUGUGCACAAGGUGGUUCAAGGCAACGAUAGAGAAGAAUGAGAAAACCAAGAAGUGCCGAUCCUGCCAAGCAGCAGUGGACACAAUCAUUCAUCUGGUUGCUGGCUGCAAAGUUCUGAUGGCAGAAAUUUUAUAACACAGCUAUACAAUGAAGUUGCCAGAUUACUGCACUGGAAAAUAUAUAAAAAGUACCACAGGUCCAUUAGGGUCUCACUGCAAACCAAAUAACAGAAAACGAGGAGGUGUUAGCCACUUGAAACAGACCAAUAGCAAACCGAAAGAUGUCAGGCAACCAGACAUAGUCAUCAAAGAUAAACUGGCUCAUUGAAGUUUCAGGCCCAAGUGAUUACUCUGUGCUCUGUGCUGAGCUUAGAAAAUAACAUCAAAAUAUCUAAUUAUGCAAUUUGAGAUGAGCCAGAAGUUUAAUAAACCUACUGACAUUGUGCUGGGAUCAAUAGGUCCAUCUAGAUGUCCACAUACCAUCACACCAUAUGAAUUAGAGAGGGACACAUCAUUAGGGACAAUGCAAGUAGUACACUGAGCCCUGGCAGCAAACCUUGGAGAAUAACAACAAUAGACGGGCAAAAAUUACUCUAGAAAAACAACCAUGCUUCUGGAAUCAAGAGGGAAGUUCACUCCUGUUCUGAAAGUGAGCAAACUAAACCACUGUUAAGAAAUUAACCCUAAUAGGUAGCCAUAUAGCUGUGCUGAAUGUGUCAAACGAUUCUUUAGAAUCCCAUAAAAAGUCCCAAUGUUCUACAGUUGUGAAUGUAGCAGAGAUUUUCCCAAAAUAGCAGCAUUCACACUGGACAAAACCUGUAUGGCUGUUCUAAAUAUGCCAAAGGAGUCUCACUUUUAUAAGCAAUUUAGAAUUUACAGUGGAGAGAAGCCUUAUUGCCUUACUGAGUGUGGUAAACGAUUCUUAAACAGCAUUGAACUUCAUAACCAUAAGAGAAUUCAUAUUGGUUGGAGACCUCUUGGCUGUUCUGAAUGCAGUAGGCUACAUCAGCAGGAGUCUUAAUUUGCCACGUGGCAAUUCACACUGGAUAAGCCCUGAAAGGGUAUGGAUAAUGGUCCUUAACCUUGAUAGUUGCUCCAUGGGUGCUGUACACUGGCAGUCCCUGCGCACAGACCUCCAAAGGUCAAGACAAAUUUCUCCUUGAGGAUUAAUAGUUUCCCAGAAAUAGCAAGGUGGGACCCAACACUAAGCCUCCCAACUAAUGGGGUUUUUAAUAAGUACAGGGUGGCGCAUGAAAAACCGAACCAUCUUCCGACUCUAACGUUGACGUACGUUUCUUAGCCCGUACACGACAAUAGCAAUGGGGCCCAAUUCUUUUUGUAGUUUGCAACUAACCCAGUCUUACACCACUUCUUCACCAACUCGUGCAUACUGCUGUUUGCUGGUAGGUUUACCAAUUUCUGUGUGAAAUUAUCCCACAUUUCCUUAAAAGAACCGGUAGACACAUACGCCUCCACUAUUCCAAUCCUCAGUUGCAGAGAAUACAUCUUCUGGAUUUCUUUCGCACACGUCUGUACCCACUAGUUCACAGCUUCGUUACUAAUGCGCAGUUGGGGCUGCUGACCCCGUCGCAACAAUGAGGCUCCGCGAUGGCGACAGCACCCGCCUGUAAAAUAGCUCGAGCCAUCCGGUCGGAGACGGUUCGGUUUUUCGUGAGCCACCCUUUACCUUCAACUAGUGGUCUUCAUUGUCUACAAAGUGUACAAAAUUUCAAGUGAACCUACUUACAGUACGCAGUAUGAAAAGAAUUCAACAGAGUACUGGCAGCCCACCUCCCAGUUAGUGGUAUCUAUGCAUUAGGGCCCGGUGGAGCACCAGAUGGGGCCGUUGUGCAAAAAUCAGUAAUUAGCUUAUCUCAACAGGUUUGGCUUAUUAAAAUAUUUGUAACAAACUCCACUUAGUUUUCGUAGUAAUUCUUUUCUUUCUAACCCGCAACCCACCCAUAUACUCAAAUCAUUUUCUUAGGCAGAAUAGAUGAUGUGAAAUUCUCUUUGCAUGUAGUGCUCCUGGUCUGCUUGUGGCUUGCUGGGCUCACCCUAUUAACUCUGCAGUAAUCGUUUGAUAAGUUCACACGCGUGUUCACGUCUUCAGCCUGAACUUUCACAUUCACCAAGGGCUCUGAAGGCGGCGUCCCACCUUUUCUUUGGCAGAAAAAUCGAGCUCCGUGGUGUCUGCUUCCGUUUGUUCAAACAGCUUCCGGUUUUUCUGUUCAAGGAUUUGCAGCACAAGCCAGUGACGACUAUAGAAAAGUCCAGAACUAUUUAUGUCAAAGGUGUUCAUUUACAAA
Molecule: messenger RNA, 4515 nt
Organism: Erpetoichthys calabaricus (reedfish)
Lineage: Eukaryota; Metazoa; Chordata; Cladistia; Polypteriformes; Polypteridae
Product: zinc finger protein OZF-like
Exons: 3
Coding region: 249-1613 (454 amino acids)
Biological process (GO): regulation of transcription by RNA polymerase II
Molecular function (GO): DNA-binding transcription factor activity; RNA polymerase II cis-regulatory region sequence-specific DNA binding
Source: RefSeq, a predicted model, not a curated record